GACGAUCCGGUCUUCGUCAGACACGGCGGUCCGAGGACUCCGACGGCAAACAUCUUAUUCCGAUCCAAGUUCAGCAACAGGACGCCCGAGUCUCAGUCGUUCACGUUAAACUCGGUCCGUUCGACGACGUCCUCCUGCGAGCUCAGCAUCAUGAAGACCUUCAGCGUCGGUGGAAACAUUGGCGUCAACGCAUCGAUCCCCGUCGCUGGCACCGGUGUGAGAGCCAAGUUUAAUUUUGAUCGAACCACUCAAAAAGGUUGGUUCGUGGAUUUUGUUUGUUUGUUUGGGUUGGAUGUAUUAUUUUAUAAAUGUUUAAUUCACAUUGUAUUAAACUAUUUUUUACAGACGAUAAAAGAUGGAGCGCUGUAGGGAAUAACAAAAGUAGAAAAUUAAAUUUAGAAAAAAAUAUGUAACCGAAAAAAAGAUGUGUGAUUGAAUGUCUCUGUUUGUCCAAAAAUAAGAUGGGAAAAUGAAGACUCGUUAAUAUUGGAAUGGGAACAUGACCAAUUCAUCACCAUUUCCAUUCCAUUUAAGUCUUCUUAUUUAAUUAUAGUAUUAUCUUUUGUUGGCGUGGGAAGUCACUCAGGGAUUCCCCCCCACCCCCGCAAAAAAAAUUUUUUAAAAAUAAAAUAAAACAACCACAUAGCGUCUCUGUUCCGUAGGAAACAUCAACACGAGUGAGCAGGAGCUGACGUGGUCCAUCAACAGCGACAUUGUCGUACCGCCCAAAUGCACCACGACGGCCGAGCUGAAGAUCAAAGAAGAGGAUUUAAGUGGGGAUUUCGAGAUGGAUGCCACAUUUGAUGGGAAAGUAAGGAAUACUCUCUCUGCAGCCUUCAAUCGGACACCAGAUUGGAUUUGGCCAAUGACUAUGUCCCUAACACCCCGGCAGUCACUAAACCCAUAUCUGAGACACGACUCAGCGACCAAUAACAGAACAUUUUCCAUUUAAAAAUAUUUUUUUUUUAAAAUCCGUUACAUUAACUUCGCUUUUGCUCUUGUUUCUUGCCGGGUAGUGCAAUAUUCGGACUUACUUCCAGACAGUCUUAUCAAGCUGAAACUUGGUACAUAGAUGCGUUGCCGAUGACGACACAUUCUUUCAAACUUUCAGUCCCACGCAUGAACCUCAAUCCCCGUAAAUAAGUUGUUUUCCCUGUUUUUCAAAAGUGGGGGAUGAAAGAAACCUGAUGCCACUGAUUUCAUGAAAUAAAAUUCCCGAUAACUGCGCCAAAAUGAGAUUAUUAUUAUUAUGUUGUUAAAUAAGUUCGCUCGGUGCGUAAUAUUUUAUUGUUAUUUUUCAGAAACUUUUGGUGAAAUAAAUCUGCGGUGCAAAACCGGGCGGGACAUUGGAAUAUAAAUAUUUAAUAAAAUGCAUAUAAAGCAAUCCUGCACAACGUACGCCCGCGGGCCGCAUGUGGCCCGCCAGCACCCACUUUGCGGCCCGUGAGGUAACGAAAAACUCAUUAUUCUUAUUAUUUUCUUAAAUAGCUUUCCCCCCUGACCUAUAUUCUUUUGGCCCGCACAAGUCCUGUCCUAUUUUCUUUUGGCCGACACAAGUUUUUCAUAAUGUAUUACAGCCCGCCUUACAUUUUGAGUUGUGCAGGCCUGAUAUAAAGGAUUUAUAGGAAGAACUUUAUUUUUUCAGGGGUUCAUUCUUUACCUGUAAACGAUGCCAUUCGUAGAAAUGAUCUAUUCUUGACCUCCACAGGUUUACGUCGAUUACCUGCAUGAGAAGGAAGGUGACAUCUUACACUCGGACUCCGAGGAGGUGUCCGUCGUCUUCAAGGACGUCACGGGGUUCUUCAUGGACAAGGGCGGGUCGCCUCUGUACACGGUGAAAGGGAGCUGCAAGUGCAGGAUCGGUGUCGAGCAGAUGAUAACACUGAAGGAAGGCCCACUGAAUGAGUACCCCGUCCCCUUCAGGCUGCAAGGCAAGCUUGCCAUCGACACCAAGUAACCAGGGGCACCAAGGGGAGAAAAAAAAAACAACUCAAUCUUUGACUGGGAUGGUUGAAAAAUUUCCUGCUGUUUUCAUCAAGGGAAAAAUCAAUCUUUGACUGCGAUGGUUGAAAAAAAGUUGCUAUUGUUUUCAUUUCAAUAAAAAAAGCUUAGUUUUAAAAAAAUGUGUAGUAUUUGAACCCCUCUAUUACACACAAACAGCCUUUCCCCCCCGGCCCCCACAGAAAACCAACUUAAUUCAAAUUGCGUAAAGUGAAAGAAUUUUCAAUCAUUCAAAAAAUGUCGUCUCUCAGUUCAAUGUGUAAUGUUAGGUCAAACAUGAAUUCAAAGCACUUUUAAAAAUCGGAUCCGUGCUGGCAAAAAAAAAAAAAAGUUAACAUAUUUUUUGUUUCCUUUUUAACAUCUCUGGCAUCGUCUGGCUACCGGGGAAUUUAAGUAGGCAGACCUAACGGAGCCCUAACGCAAUUCUGUCUCAUUUCAGUAGGACUCUUGGCCGCCAUACUGAUUCGUUAGCUUAGCGGGAAGGGUGGACUGCCCCAAUUUCGCUGUAACACCUGUUAAGACGGCCUUGCUGUAAAUUUACAAAAAAAUAAUUAUAAAAACACACAAAAAAAACACUGCUUUCUAUUAAAUUACUGCCACUUAACACAUUUAUAUAUUAUAUUUCUCCAGAUCAGUGACUUAUUUUAAUCUUCAUCUCAUAGCCGUUCAGCCCCUUUCACCAGUUACCGUAUUUUUAGAAUCGGGGAAAAACUCAACGCUUCUUGCCCAGUGAUGUUGUUAGACGGCAUGUGAUGUUGUUAACUGGCAUCGGGUCUCCCUUAAGACUUGGCAAUGAUAAAUAUAGAAACCGAAAGAACGAACGCUUAUCUUUGUUUUGACCGAAGAAGGAAAGAAGGAAAGAGAAAAAGACAACGCCCCCCUGGUGUCUCUAGUUCCCGUUCGCAGUAGAUCAAUAGAUUGUAACCGUUCAACCCUUAUCAGAUAUUUUCAAUCAACGCCUGACCUCCCCCCCCCACCCCUCCAAAUGACACUAGCAUGCUCUGUUGUUGUUGUUGUUUUGUUUUAACGAUGGCAACCAGGGCUGUGAAAAUAUUUUUUUUAAAAUGGGGGUUGGCGGCGGCCAGGGUGAAUUUGCUCCGGGCGCAAAUAUAAGGGGAAGGGGGCCCCCAAAAUCGGUUUAUGAAGAGGACCAUAUUAGUGAAUCUCACUAUCAAUCCCAUGUACUUCAUAAUCGUCUUUUUUUGCUGAUGCGCCCCUACUGGAAAAAUUUUUGUCUAUAUACUGACGGGUGCCAUUCUCAGGUUUCGCCCCGGGUGCCACUUUUCCUUGGCAUGGCCACGAGUGCGACAAAAGAAAGCUAUUUUUUUCGAUUAUUUACUAUCGUGACCCAAUGAAAUGUAACCUUAGUAAAAUUCAAGAUUGAUUUUUUUAAAUAUUUUUUUUUGUUGUUGAAUGUUUUUUUUCAUCCCUGCCAUGAUAAGAGCCUCUUUAUUAUCGUAAAUGCCAUGGCUUUAUUUUCUAAGCAGAAUUUGUUAAGAGAAAG
Messenger RNA from Lymnaea stagnalis (great pond snail), 3505 nucleotides. The record is from the annotation of a GenBank genome assembly. NCBI's taxonomy places the organism in Eukaryota, Metazoa, Mollusca, Gastropoda, Lymnaeidae.